Didymodactylos carnosus is the source of this 957-nucleotide messenger RNA. The record is from the annotation of a GenBank genome assembly. NCBI's taxonomy places the organism in Eukaryota, Metazoa, Rotifera, Eurotatoria, Philodinida, Philodinidae.
AUGCUUUUAGCAGGCCUUGAGGUUCAAACUAGUAAUAUGACCAUUGGUGAUUUUGUUUUAGUCAAUACUUACAUAAUUCAAUUAUCUAUACUACUGAAUAUGUUAGGUUUUGCUUACCGUGAGAUCAAAAGUGCUAUAAUUAAUAUGGAAGACAUGUUUAAUUUAUUAAAUAUUCCAUCUGACAUAGCUGAAAAUCCUGACAGCGAAACUCUAGAAAUCUCUAAAGCAAAAGUUGUUUUUGAUAAUGUUAAUUUUUCAUAUAAUCCCAAUAGACAAAUUUUAAAAGGGCUUAACUUUACUCUUGAAAGUGGUAACACUUUAGCUAUUGUAGGACAUAGUGGAUCAGGAAAAUCCACGAUCUCUAGACUUAUAUUCAGAUUUUAUGAUGUUACCAGCGGUAAAAUUACCAUUGAUGGACAAGAUAUAAGAGAUGUUACUCAAAAUUCCUUACGCCAAGCGAUAGGCAUUGUACCGCAAGAUACAGUAUUAUUUAAUGAUACAAUUUACUAUAAUAUAGCUUAUGGUAAUAUCAAUGCUACGCAAGAAGAAGUGAUAAAUGCUUCAAAAAAAGCUCAUAUACACGAAUUUAUUACUUCUCUCCCCGAAGGGUAUAACACUACCGUAGGAGAAAGAGGCCUUAAGCUUUCAGGGGGAGAGAAACAGCGAAUUGCUAUAGCUCGCACCAUAUUAAAAAAUCCUUAUAUCUAUAUUUUUGAUGAAGCGACUUCUUCUCUGGAUACUAAUACUGAGAAAUCUAUUCAAGAUAGUUUAAAAGAAUUAUCGUCUAAUCACACCACACUUAUCAUAGCUCAUCGUUUGUCUACUAUUAUUGAUGCUAAUGAAAUUAUAGUAAUAGAGAAUGGCUGUAUUAUUGAGCGUGGUUCCCAUUUAGAGCUUUUAGCAUUAAACGGACAUUAUGCAGGUUUAUGGUAUAAACAACAGAGCGAGAGCUUAUAG